Molecule: messenger RNA, 1940 nt
Organism: Sardina pilchardus (European sardine)
Lineage: Eukaryota; Metazoa; Chordata; Actinopteri; Clupeiformes; Clupeidae
Product: toll-like receptor 2
Exons: 5
Coding region: 243-1940 (565 amino acids)
Biological process (GO): immune response; toll-like receptor signaling pathway; inflammatory response
Cellular component (GO): plasma membrane
Molecular function (GO): protein binding; transmembrane signaling receptor activity; triacyl lipopeptide binding
Source: RefSeq, a predicted model, not a curated record
UUCAAAACAACUUAAGAAAAUAAGAAGUUAGGUUUAACACGUGCCAUAUGAUUUGUGUAGAAUGAAAAACAGGAGGGAACAAUCACUAGACUGUGCAGACUACCUAUCAAACCACUUAACACUCCACAGUGACUGAACUGACAUCCUCCUCUAUGAAAUAAUAUUCCAGAGUUCAAGACCGGCGAGUCAGAUGCCAAAUGUGAGGAACUUCAUAUGAUUUGAGAAGAGUGAACAAAAGAAUAAUGGGGUCUAUACGUCCUCUGGUGGCUGUCUUGGCUCUGGUGUUGUCUGUGAGUCUAGUGGGUGAAGUGAUGUGCUUCCCUGAUACUGAUGUCACCACAAACUGCUCAUCCACUGGCUACCCAUCUGUCCCUUGCGCUGCCCCUGCUAACACAGUGACUCUGGAUCUCUCCCACAACCACAUGGAGAAGGUACCAGCAGGCUGCUUCCCCAAUCUGCAGAAACUAAAGCGGCUCCUUCUUCAGUCCAAUCGCAUCAGCGCUGUGGACCCAAAUGCCUUUCAGCACAACCCAGUGCUGGAGUAUCUGGACAUCUCACACAACCUCCUACCACAGAUCUCUGCUUUGCCCUUCACAAGUCUUCCUGCUCUCGCAUACCUAGACAUCUCCAAUAACGCCUACAAGGACAUCAUUGUGGACGACUCCUUUGACCCACGGGGGAACCUGCGGAGCGUGAAGCUUGGUAGCUCUCAUGGUAUAACCAUCAGGAGGGACAACAUUAAGAGGGCCCAACAACUUGGACUGAAAGAGAUACACCUGGUUGGUAAAAUCAAUGAGUAUGAACCAGGAUCUCUGUUGGCUCUGAAGCAUAUGGACAUGUUAACAGUGGAUACAGAAUACUCGCAGGAUUUGGCCAAACAUCUUUUAAUGCUCAUUGACAUUUGUAACAACACAAAAGCUUUGACGGUAAUGAAAAUUGAUCUACUGAAAAAUAACAUUGUUUUUCCGGUUCAUGAUCUUCUGCAAACAGCGAGUCUUUCCAGACUUAUAGCCAAAGAUGUAAAGGUCAAUGGAAUACUCUGUCAGUUCCUAUCGUAUUUCAUGAAAUCAAGCCUAGAGGAGGUGGACAUCCAAAACAUCCAUGGAGAAGGUCAAUGCAAUAUGGCCUUUGGAUCGUUUGACCGCUGUCGUGUGAGAACGUUUUCCUUAAAUGGCAUUGACAAUAUGGACUUCCUGCGUUUCCAUCCACAACCAACCAUACCUAAAUUCAUGGCAUGCCUGACCGACAUUUCUGCCAUAAACAUAAGCACAAGGUAUUUCCCCUGUGAGUUAUCAGUCGCCUUGGUCAACCUGAAGACUCUUAAUGUUUCUAUAAAUGAGUUGACUGAGCGCCGUCUACUCGGAGACUGCAAGGAACCAUUCCCUAAACUGCAGUCUCUGGCAAUUGAUCAUAACAUGUUUGAGCACCUUGGGAUCCUCGGCAACAAAACUGCCCACAUGAAGGAUUUGGUGAACUUUACAGCGAGCUACAACAGCAUUCACUUGGAGCCACAGACAGUGUCUAUCAACUGGACCAAAAGCCUUAUUAGACUGAAUCUCAGGGGUAAUCAAAUAACAGGUGAAGCAUUCCUGUUUCUCCCCCAAACUCUGGAGAUGCUGGAUAUCAGCUACAAUAUCAUUCACACCAUCCCCAACCUCCAGAUGAUGAACAACCUCCGAGAGCUCUUCCUCUCUGGCAACAAAAUCAUGACGCUCCACAAUGUACUUCUCCCCUCCUCAGUGCGUCUUCUGCGUGUGGACAGAAACAACAUGAGCAUUGUCAGUGAGGCCACCAUCAGGUCUCUGAAUGUGACACAGCUGGACUUCAGUGGGAACCCGCUGCACUGUGACUGUGACACGCUGCAGUUGGCCCAGUUCUGCAGAGACUCCAGCCAGACCGAGAUCCUGGGUUGGCCCUCAAGGAAGACAGAACUUCAUUGA